CCUCCGCCGCCGCCGCCGCCCGCAGCAAGUUCGCCGAGCGCCCCGGGGACACGGAGCGGAGCCCGGCGGAGCGGGCAGGGCUGGGCAGGGCCGGGCAUGCCGGCGGCGGCGGGCGAUGGGCUCCUGGGCGAGCCGGCGGGCGGCGAGGCGCGGCGGGCGGCGGCGGACGGCGGCUCCUUGCUGGCCGCCUGGCUGGGCGCCGCCGCGCCCCGGGAGCGGCUCCGCGACUUCCAGCACACCAAGAGGGUCGGCAACUACCUGAUCGGCAGGAAACUGGGAGAGGGCUCCUUCGCCAAGGUCCGCGAGGGGCUGCAUGUGGUCACCGGGGAGAAGGUGGCAGUGAAAGUGAUUGACAAGAAGAGGGCCAAGAAGGACACCUAUGUCACCAAGAACCUGCGGCGGGAAGGGCAGAUCCAGCAGAUGAUCCGCCACCCUAACAUCGCCCAGCUGCUGGAUAUCCUGGAGACUGAGAACAGCUACUACCUGGUCAUGGAGCUGUGCCCUGGGGGCAACCUGAUGCACAAGAUCUACGAGAAGAAGAGGCUGGAGGAGCACGAAGCCCGCAAGUACAUCCGGCAGCUCAUCCUGGCCGUGGAGCACCUGCACCGGGCUGGGGUCGUGCACAGAGACUUGAAGAUAGAAAAUCUGUUGCUAGAUGAAGACAACAAUAUCAAGCUUAUUGACUUUGGAUUGAGCAACUGUGCAGGAAUUUUGGGUUAUUCUGAUCCCUUCAGCACCCAGUGUGGGAGCCCAGCAUAUGCAGCCCCUGAACUUCUGGCAAGGAAGAAGUACGGGCCCAAAAUAGACGUGUGGUCCAUUGGGGUGAACAUGUAUGCCAUGUUGACUGGAACAUUGCCCUUCACUGUGGAGCCAUUCAGCCUGAGAGCCUUGUACCAAAAAAUGGUGGACAAAGAGAUGAACCCCUUUCCCACCCAGCUCUCCUCAGCUGCCAUAAACUUCCUGCGCUCUCUGCUGGAGCCAGACCCUGCCAAGAGACCCAACAUCCAGCAGGCCCUGGCAAACAGAUGGCUCAAUGAGAACUACCCUGGAAGAGCUCCACCCAAUGUCACCUAUCCAAACAGGAUUCACCUGGAGGAUCUCAGCCAGAGCGUGCUGCUGCACAUGACUGAGAAGCUGGGCUACAAGAACAGCGACGUGAUCAACACCGUGCUGUCCAACAGGGCCAGCCACACCCUGGCCAUCUACUUCCUGCUCAACAAGAAGCUGGAGCGCUACCUGGCCAGCCUCAGGAAGGCUGAAGGCCAGGACAGUGUUUGCCACAAGAACCAGCUAUACCAGAUAGAAAAAUACAAGGCCAAUAAAGACUCCUAUGAGGACAAAAAACUCAAAGAGCAAGAAAAGAAAGGGGAGAUCCUUCACCGUCAGCUCCCAAAGAAAACUGAGAAAAGUCCAGUUUCAUAUAGACAGCCUUCUUCCUGUCUUAUCUCACAGAUCCAGAACACCAAGGCUCUGCUGAAGGACCGGAAAGUCGCCAAGGCCGGGGGUCCGGACAAAGACUCCAGCGUGAGCCCUUUCCACGAGCCCCAGGCACCCAAGACGGGCUGUGUCACCUCCAGCUCCCUGGAAUACCUGGAGGUGCAGCAGCCUCCCCCCAGGACCCCCCGGCUCCUCAAGAGGCAGGAGUCUCCGCAGCCGGAGCCGUCCCGCAUCGGGAGCCGGCCCAAGGACUCCCCUCUCAUCCUCAACAUCGUGCACUCCUUCGAGUCGGUUGACAGGGAGGACCAAAUAGACCAGGUGUCCCCCUCUCACCAGUACAGAAUUUUAGGCUCUCCGAUGAAUUUCCCUUACAAAAGCUCCAGUGAAAGGACACUGUCGCCGCUCUUUCCCCCGGGGAGCACGUCCCCCGUCCACCCCACCCAGGUCUCUUUCACCUAUGAAGAGAAAGCGUAUCCUGCAAAGGAAGAGGCGGUGUCCCCUACCCAGCUGGUCCCCAGCAACCCCCUGGGCAGCCCAAACUGUGUGAAAAGCAGGGGCAGGUUCCCCAUGAUGGGGAUCGGACAGAUGCUGAGGAAGAGGAACCAGAGCAUGCAGUCAGCCAGCGAAAAGCCCCUGGAAGCCAGGAUGCCUCAGCUGCAGCAGAUGAGCCCCACACAGAUUUCCUUCAACACAGAGGCUGUCAGCGGCCAGUGUUAGCCUGACAUCCUGGGGUUUGCACUGCUCUUCUCUGGGAUCUAACCUUUUUCUCCUUUAAGCAAGAAGGGAAAGCCACAGGCACGUUGCUGUCACCACGUGAUACCCCGCGGUGCUGCAGCGCAGGAAAUCGGAGGUUUGCUUGCAAGGAAGGCACUGUCCUGCAUAUUAAACUUGAAAGAAAAGGGCUCUGCUUGUGCUGUUAAGAAAUAAUCACAUUUGGCAUCUGACUGUACAGUAAAACACCCUGCAAGAGCUGCGUGGAUCUGCAUUUUCACUGCUCUCACCUGGGUGGAAGAACCAUGAGCACCGAGGGUUUGGUUCCUGCAGGGAAUCAGUGCCAGGCCAGGAUCUCUGCUGUGACUGUCCCUGCUCCACCUGCCUGUGCCACACAGUGCUGCUGCAGGCAUUGUUCCUGGGGCAGGAGAGGGGGAAAUGCCAGUACUCUGUCCAAAGUGAGCUUGCUGACAAGCCCUGAUGAGAAGAUGAAGGUGGUAGAAGCUUGAGUAAAGACGUGAGUGGUCUAGCUCAGAAAAAGUGGGAAUAUUGGAAUUCAAAGCAGAUUUUACUGUUAAUUACAUAAAGUAGGUAAUAACACAAUCAUUUUUUUGUGAAGAAAACUGUGAUUUAAUCAUGUCACAAGAAACAUGAUUAUUUAAAAACAAGUGUCAUCAUGUGGAAAUUCACUGCAUUGGUCCCUGUUACAGCAAGGCAGCAUUGGACACACCUGAAGGCUUCUCUGGGACUGCAGUGAAUUAAAAAGACUAAUAAAGGACACAUGAACCUGUACCAAGUCCAUUUUAUACUCCAAGAUUGGUAAUGUAGUGGUUACCAAAAAUUGGGUAUUGUUAUGAGCAGUGGAGAUUGACUUUCUUAAAAGACACCAUGUUCUGUAUACCAGUCUUGUUUUUCUAAGUAAAUGAUACAUCUGACAGCUUGGCAACAUCUUUUUGGUUCUGUUUCUGUCCUCAAACUAUUUCCUAUAAAUGAGAAGGUUUAGCCAAAGACAAAGACUGCUCUUUUCUCUCCUCUGUCCCACCCCUGCAUUGUGUGUUCAGAGCAUCUCAGCAAAGCUUGUUCCAGCCUGGUUCUGCUGCCACCACUGAAUGGCAUUUCAAAACCCAGGAAGCAGAGGUGCUGACUUCUUGUCUUUGGAAGAUGGGAUUGUGCCACUGGUGGAAAUCCAGGCCCUGUUUUCAUCCAUACUUUUACAAUUCCAUUGCCCUGUUGGUGUCUGUGCAGAUGCUGAGGGUUAGCCCUGUUUGGGAAGUUUUCCUUCCAGUUCCACGAGCAGGAUAUUCAGAGCCAAGGUCAGGAGGGGCAUAGUUCAACCUUUGUACAGGCUUGACACCAAAAUCUGCAGGGAAAAAUGGACAUUAAUCUGAAUACUGACAGAUAACUGGGCUGCUCAGUGCUGGCAAAACCAGCAGAGUGAUGCCCAGAGCACCCAUCUCAUCCCUGCAGGUGAGACCUUCCCCUCAGCACUGGGGUUUGGCCCUGGAGAGUCCAUGAGCAUCUUGGACCCUUCAGUGGAAUGACGAGUCCCACCUCUGAGGGAGUUGUGUAAAAUAAUACACAUGAAAACCCCGAUGUGAUGAGAAAAGACAGCCCUGAAAUAAUUUAAUCCAUUUUCAGAUGAAGAAGUGUUGCAUUCUAUUUGUGAAGAGCACCUGUUCAUCCCAAGGGGGUCUUUUUAACUCCUUCAUUUAUAAAUGUCAGAGCAUUUUCAUUCUCUUCAUGCUAAGAACACGUUUGUGCUGCCAAGCCAGUGGGCAGGGACCACUGAAAUCAGGGAUCACUGAAAUCAAGGAUCACUGAAAUCAGAGACCACUGAAAUCCCCCCUUUGUGUUCAUCAGACUCACAUACCCGAGCAGAUGGCAGAUGCCAACUUGAAUUGCAAACUCAGGUUUAUUUGGAACCCAAUAAAAGGUUGGGGGAGGCAGGAAAGAGACAUGUUUUGUUUUGGUUUUGGUUUGGUUUUUUUUUUUUUUUCAUUCGUGGAAACACAGGAAAUAUGUGUAAGAAUCAGAAUGAAAACAAAUGUUAAGUAUUUUAUUAUAUUUAUAGAGAAUAUACGAGUACUACACUGCUAAAACCUAACCAUGUAUUUCAGCUUAGUCAGUAGCUAUGUACAGUCCAACUGCAGUGACCACAGAAGGGACCUACUGAAUACCACAGUGGAAAUUCCAGGGGGGAAAAGCUGUAUUUGGUAUCAUUAUUAAAUAUAUGUAAUUUUUGAACAAGA
This is a messenger RNA of Motacilla alba alba, 4397 nucleotides long. It is a transcript of the gene HUNK, whose product is annotated as hormonally up-regulated Neu-associated kinase. Gene Ontology annotation, biological process: intracellular signal transduction; protein phosphorylation. Gene Ontology annotation, cellular component: cytoplasm. The record is from RefSeq and is a predicted model, not a curated record. The transcript is spliced from 10 exons. Bases 97 to 2154 code for a protein of 685 amino acids. Gene Ontology annotation, molecular function: ATP binding; protein serine/threonine kinase activity. NCBI's taxonomy places the organism in Eukaryota, Metazoa, Chordata, Aves, Passeriformes, Motacillidae.